Spirodela intermedia is the source of this 884-nucleotide messenger RNA. NCBI's taxonomy places the organism in Eukaryota, Viridiplantae, Streptophyta, Magnoliopsida, Alismatales, Araceae. The record is from the annotation of a GenBank genome assembly.
AUGGAGGUACCAUGCAACACCAACCUCACCCUCGGGUUCGGCGGCGCCGCUAAGUGGAGGCUCGCCGGAGGAGAGACACCGCCGGUGCACUUCCACCACCUGUUUCCGACGCGCCCCAAGGGAGAGGCGGUGGGGGAUGUGGUGGAGGAGGAGAAGGAGGACCAGGUGACAGCCUCGUUGACCUACGAGGAGAAGGGAGCGACCAAGCUGUAUCCGAGGAAGGCGGAGGAAGAAGCGGUGGACAAGGGAGGACCCAACGAGAGCGGCGCCAGGAAGAAGCUCCGUCUCACCAAGGAGCAGUCCACCUUGCUCGAGAACAGCUUCCGAGAACGCAACACCCUCACCCAUGUAAGUAAAAUCGUCGUCGUCGUCGUCUGCCGAGGAAUGGUUCCUCCCCUCCAUAUCUGCUUGAAUAAUCUGCGAUUUCAUCAGCGAAGAUUAAUCCGACCAGAUGUAACCAACAGGUUCAGAAGCAGGAGAUCGCCGACCGUCUCAAUCUUCGUCCGAGACAAGUGGAAGUCUGGUUCCAGAACCGAAGAGCAAGGUUCGAUUUCGACUAACUCAGAUCCAAAAUCCCUGGAACAAUAUUAUCAGAGAUUUCAUACCAACAUGUAAUUGGGUUUAGGACCAAGCUGAAGCAGACGGAGGUGGACUGCGAGUUCCUGAAGAAGUAUUGCGAGAGCCUGAGCGAUGAGAACCGCCGGCUCAGGAAGGAGCUCCAGGAGCUGAGGUCCAUGAAGGUCCUCCCUAAGGCGGCAGCGCUGACCGUGUGCCCCUCCUGUCAGAGGAUCGCCGCCGGGGAGGGCGCCAGAGCAGUCGGGGCCGGCCCGGUGAGGGCCAGGUUAUACGGCUGCGCCGUCAAGGACUCCUCCAUGGCCUGUUAG